AUGAUGAAGCCCCUCUUCACAAUCGUCGCCCUCGCCGGUCUGGCAUCUGUCCAGGCCCAGGAUGAACUCCCCACGUGCGCACAAAGCUGCGUAACCCAACUCACCACGGGCUCCCAAAUCGGUGGCUGCCCCAGCCUAGACAUCAAGUGCAUCUGCUCAGCCGACGCCUUCCUGGCCAAUAUCGCCUGCUGUCUAGCGGGCGUCUGCAGCACCGCCGACCAGGAAGCCUCGGUCCAGUACGCUAAGAACCUGUGCACCACCGCGGGAGUCACCGUCCCGGAUGCGGUUGUGUGCGCUUCGGCUUCUGGGACGGCUUCUGGGACUGCUUCGGGGACGGCUGCUUCGACGGGAACGGUGCCAUCAGGGACGGCUGCUUCCACGACCGCCUCAGGGUCGGCGGCCACUGCUACGGCUACGGGAGCGGCUCCUACGACGGGUUCGGGGAUGGUUGGGGUGGUUGGAGGGCUGCUUGCUGCUUUGGCCUUGUUGUGA
Molecule: messenger RNA, 492 nt
Organism: Pseudomassariella vexata
Lineage: Eukaryota; Fungi; Ascomycota; Sordariomycetes; Amphisphaeriales; Pseudomassariaceae
Exons: 2
Coding region: 1-492 (163 amino acids)
Source: RefSeq, a predicted model, not a curated record